Messenger RNA from Merops nubicus (carmine bee-eater), 258 nucleotides. RefSeq names its product N-terminal EF-hand calcium-binding protein 3-like. Lineage: Eukaryota; Metazoa; Chordata; Aves; Coraciiformes; Meropidae. Gene Ontology annotation, cellular component: cytoplasm; Golgi cis cisterna; endoplasmic reticulum. Gene Ontology annotation, biological process: regulation of amyloid precursor protein biosynthetic process. The record is from RefSeq and is a predicted model, not a curated record. The transcript is spliced from 4 exons. The annotation marks the transcript as partial. Gene Ontology annotation, molecular function: calcium ion binding.
AUCUUCCGGCGAGCCGACAAGAACGAUGAUGGGAAGCUGUCAUUUGAGGAGUUCAAGAACUAUUUUGCUGAUGGGAUCCUGAGCUCGGAGGAGCUGUGGGAGUUGUUCAGUGGCAUUGACAGGCGUCAUUCAGAUAACGUGGACACAGAGAAGUUGUGUGAUUAUUUCUCAGCCUACCUGGGAGAAUACAGGAACGUGCUUUCAGCCCUGGAAGCCCUCAACUCUGCAGUCCUGGCAGCCAUGGACACAACCAAGCUG